Messenger RNA from Labeo rohita (rohu), 850 nucleotides. Its product is annotated as tumor necrosis factor receptor superfamily member 17. Gene Ontology annotation, molecular function: signaling receptor activity. Gene Ontology annotation, biological process: tumor necrosis factor-mediated signaling pathway. Bases 6 to 515 code for a protein of 169 amino acids. The record is from RefSeq and is a predicted model, not a curated record. The transcript has 3 exons. NCBI's taxonomy places the organism in Eukaryota, Metazoa, Chordata, Actinopteri, Cypriniformes, Cyprinidae.
GGAAGAUGCUUCUCUUUAUAUUGCUGCUUUACAUUAUUAUUUAUGCUGAGGGAAAAUGUGCAAAGAAUUAUUAUUACGAUGGACUUCUUGAGGAAUGUCAGCAUUGCUCCAUUCGAUGCAACUCCCCACCAGAUAUUUGCAAAACGUUUUGUACCUCAAUCCCAGAAAACGAAGUUGAAAAGAAUCAAAAUAUUCGUUUAAUUUUGAUCGUGUUUUUUGUGUUCCUGGGAGCUUUCACAGCACUGACCAUUAUUCUGCGAGUUAUACGCAGAAAAACCUGUAAGCCCAUCAUGAAAAAAGUGAUAGGUCAAGAACAAAAGACGUCUGACAGCGAGAGAGGCUCAAAUGUCACAGAGCAAUCUGAAGACAUGGAUGAAACUACGACUGAUUUGUCAGAUCGACUGAACCAGGAUCACUACAACUCCAGCCUUCCUCUUCCGUCCACUGAGGAAGGCACCACAUUGCUGGUUACAACAAAGACAGUGCAAGCUUACCACUGUACACCUGUCAUAUGAACAGCAGCAGACCCAGAAAACACUGCACAUCGUCUGGUUAACAGUGAUAGCGAGCAUAAAACUGGAUAAAACUGUCAUGACUGAUGGAUGCACUAAUAAUGGACACAGGACUUGAACUUCAACACAAGAUGGUAUCUGACUGUCAGAAGUGAACAUUUCAGUGUUAUUUACAUGUAUUAUCUGCAAUAUUACAAACAUUAGAAACCAUACUUUGUCCAAAAGGCCACCCUUACUUUUUUUUUUUUUUAAAUUUAUGUUGUAUCUUUGUUAAAUUAAAAUGUGUUACUUCAAUUAUAAAAGUCUUAGCUACCUUUUGUAAAUAUACUUAAGCAAAA